This is a messenger RNA of Sorex araneus (European shrew), 2253 nucleotides long. It is a transcript of the gene ZDHHC19, whose product is annotated as zinc finger DHHC-type palmitoyltransferase 19. The transcript is spliced from 8 exons. Gene Ontology annotation, biological process: peptidyl-L-cysteine S-palmitoylation; protein targeting to membrane. Bases 1 to 1290 code for a protein of 429 amino acids. The record is from RefSeq and is a predicted model, not a curated record. NCBI's taxonomy places the organism in Eukaryota, Metazoa, Chordata, Mammalia, Eulipotyphla, Soricidae. Gene Ontology annotation, molecular function: protein-cysteine S-palmitoyltransferase activity. Gene Ontology annotation, cellular component: endoplasmic reticulum; Golgi apparatus.
AUGGGCAGGCUGGAUGAUGGGAAUGACAGCACCUCCAUGGGGCCAGAGAAGCUGCAGGCAGCUCUACUCAAGAGCCCUGUGCCCUCAUUCUCCUCCAUCUCUGUGAUGUCACACUGGAUUUCCUUCCUGCAGCUCUGGGCUGCGGUGGUCAUGGGGCUCCUGGGUCAAGCAGGGGUAGGGAAGGAGCCUGCUGGGAGCCUAGGGGGUCUCAUCAUGCCUCUCUUGAAGGAGCCCUAUCCCCCCACUCCAGUCCAGUUUUCGUGGAUCCUCCAGAGUUUGUUUGCUGCCUUCAAUGUGGUCCUGUUGGUCAUAAUCAGUGGUCUCUUCUUCGCAUUCCCUUGCAGGUGGCUGGCGCAGAAUGGGGAGCAGGUCUUUGUCAUCAUCACAGGCCUCCUCUUUCUCCUCACCUUCUUCAGUCUUCUUUUUCUUAACUUCUCGGACCCGGGCAUCUUGCAUCAAGGCUCUGAUGAACAGGGCCCCAUGACGGUCCACGUAAUGUGGGUGAACCAUAGAGCCUUCCGCCUGCAGUGGUGCCAGAAGUGCUGCUUCCACCGCCCACCCGGGACCUUCCACUGCCCCUGGUGCAAUAUCUGUGUGGAGGACUUCGACCAUCACUGCAAAUGGGUCAAUAACUGCGUCGGUCAUCGCAACUUCCGCUUCUUCAUGCUGCUCAUCCUGUCCCUAUGCCUAUACUCGGGCGCAGUGCUGACCACCAGCCUGAUCUUCCUAGUGCGCGUGGCCCACCUGCCCUUCUCCAUCGACAAGGCCGUUGCCGUCCUCGUGGCUGUUCCGGCCGCCGGCUCCCUGGUGCCGGUGUUCGUGCUGCUGCUGCUGCAGGUCCUGUCGGUGAGCGCGGGAGAGCGCUCCUACGAGGGCAAGUGCAGAUAUAUUCAGGGAUACAACCCCUUCGACCACGGCUGCGCCAGAAACUGGUACUUAGCGAUUUGUGCACCACUGGGAAGCAAGUAUAUGGCUGAAGCUGUCCGCCUGCAGAGAGCGGUGGGCACUCCCUGGGUUCCCAGGCAGGCCCCACAUCUCCUUUCAUUCCCCUCAACACUCAGCCCCCCUGCAUCUUCUGUGACGAGCUCCCAGCCCCAGCCUUUGGGCCUCCAGAGAGAAGGUCCCCAAGGGAGUGGUGAGGCUACCACCCUCCAGGAGCGCAGGAUCCGCGGUUUUCCUGAGCGCAAAAUGGAGCCGGCGAUCCAGCUGAAACAGGACGCUUUCGCGCGCUUGCGGGAGACCCCAGGGGGCGGGGGCGGCGACCCCCGCCCACACCAGAUAGAUAUUUAAACCCACCUCCCCCACGUGUGCUUCCCUUUGGAUCCGGCUGCGGAGCGAGCAUGAAGGAAGAGCCCAAGGGAGCGCCCUUGGACUCCAGGCAGCCCACUGAACUAAUUCCGGCAUGGGACCAGAGACCCCACGGUGUGCUGAAACAGUGGGACCCGGGCAUCCCCCAAUUCUUUUAACCUGUCUCUCUCUCUCAACUCCUCCCUCCUGAACACAGCGCAGGACUUCUCCAUCUUAUGAGCACCAUAAAAGGGUAAAAGUUUGUAGUGAUGUUAUUUCUGGUUGUACUUUCCCUGGACUUUAUACAGAAACCCAAAACCGCGCGGCCGCGGCAGCGGCCGCGCGACCUAAUGUCAUCUUAGCAUCAGCAAUAUGUAAUGGUUCGCUUUUAAUGGGUCGGACUUUUGUGGGAGAUCCUAACAAGAAUAGUAAGUCUGUUGCUGAAAUAUUGAAGGCAAUCAAAACGGUAGCCAUCUCUCUAGACUAAACUAAGCUAUAUCCCCACGCCAGCUGAGAAGAAAUUUUCUUCUUUCUCGGGAAGAAACGCGGCGUGUCGUCAACUACAGUGUGAUGUCCAUUAAGCAAACAGACCUGGUGGCGUGGGAAUGGGAUAUAAGGGGAAAAAUUAUGUACAUGGAACAGUGGGACGCUGGUGGAAUCUCGAGCCGGAGCCGAUACCAGCGCAAGACCUUCGAUUCCAGAAACUGCUUGCAGACACUCUACUAGUCUAUCAACUAAGCCAGAGCCCCACAUCUGCUGAUGACGGGAAAUAACCAUCCUUUUCGUUUUUUUUUUCCCUUGUCAGGCAGCGUGGCGAUUACUAAACAGGCGUGAACUCGGUGGCGCGGGGCAAGGGGGAAAAAGAAAAGUUAUGUAACAAACAGCGGGACUUAAUAUCUCUAUAUUCUUAGCAGUGGAGAACUAUCAAAUGCCUCCUUGGCAAUAGGACUGCUUUUCUUUUUUGGG